Prosopis cineraria is the source of this 1267-nucleotide messenger RNA. RefSeq lists its product as uncharacterized. Gene Ontology annotation, molecular function: ADP binding. NCBI's taxonomy places the organism in Eukaryota, Viridiplantae, Streptophyta, Magnoliopsida, Fabales, Fabaceae. Bases 28 to 1020 code for a protein of 330 amino acids. The record is from RefSeq and is a predicted model, not a curated record. The transcript is spliced from 2 exons.
UGUCCCUGUCAAAACAAGAUCUAACCUAUGAAAGUACUUUCUACGACACGGUCUUCACCUUUACUUCCCCUGUUAAAACAUAAUCACGAAGCUUCAUUCCAAUUUCUGGGAUCUUUACCUCCGUCAUCCUCAUAUCUAAUUUCCCGUUACUUCUUCCUUAAAAAGAAUCUAAUUCUCAAAGAUCCAAACAUCAACCCUUUCAGUUUUCUCAUAGAUCAUCUUGAGAAAGGAUUCAUAAUGUUGCGGUCUGUUGUAGCAAUUACCGGAAUUAUUGGCCUUGCUGCAAUUUCGCAUAAUCUUCUUCGUCAUUAUCUCACUUCAAGCAAAUCCCUGACACGCAAGCCUCAAUCGGGAGACAAGAACCAGAAGAAACCUGGGUGCACAGUACAAGAAGCCAUGAUUUCCAAUUUCGAUGCUUUGGAUGUUCUGGAUGAUCUUUAUAGUCUUUUCGAGUUGUUCCAGGAAUUACACUGUCAUUUAAUGGAGGAUAUGACACGUAGGAUACCUCCACCUCUUUUUGAAUAUCAAGGGAAGUCUUGCAAUUCCAAUGCUUUUGAUUCUUUAGAAUGGAGAAAGCCAAUCCUGGGGAAUGUUAUGGAGGCAUUAACUGAUCCUACUAUUCAUCUCAUUGGAGUUUAUGGCUUACAUGAUGAGAUCAAAGACACUCUGCUUCAGAGAGUUCGCAGAAGAGUGCAAAGAGACCAACUAUUUGACAUGGUUGUGACUGCAGCUGUAACCAAAUAUCCUGAUAUGAGGAAGAUUCAGGAGGAUAUUGCAAGUCAACUAGGGCUUGCUUUUAUUCACGUGUCCAAAGAUAAAAGAGCCAUUGAACUUAUGGAUAGGAUCAAGAAUGAGCAGAAAAUUCUCGUUGUACUCUGUAAUCUUCACAAGGGGCUUCACUUGGGCAAACUAGGAAUUCCAUAUGGUGCCAAUCACACAGGCUGCAAGAUAUUACUCACUUCUACAUAUGAAGACGUGCUAUCCAACCACAUGCAUACCCACAUAAAUUUUAUGGUCUAAUAAUUCUAUUUCUUGAUAAAAGGCUUGACCCUUUUUAUUGAGAGUUUUCUAAUUGUGUGUGUCUUUGUAUUGUAAGGGGAUUAUGUAUAGUAUGUGUUUGGUGGUGAAAAGUUUAUUAGUGAUAGAAAUGUGAAUGCAAUGUGGAAGACAAGUCAUCAAGUCAAUUCCACAACAUGGUCCCUCAAGUUGAAAUUAAUAACUCCGUGUAUGCUUGCUUUUAUAAAUAUGAUACCACUAGUUUGCUGAA